Messenger RNA from Gekko japonicus, 1265 nucleotides. It is a transcript of the gene MSX2, whose product is annotated as msh homeobox 2. The coding region runs from base 120 to 881 and encodes 253 amino acids. Gene Ontology annotation, biological process: regulation of transcription by RNA polymerase II; embryonic morphogenesis. Gene Ontology annotation, molecular function: RNA polymerase II transcription regulatory region sequence-specific DNA binding; DNA-binding transcription factor activity, RNA polymerase II-specific. NCBI's taxonomy places the organism in Eukaryota, Metazoa, Chordata, Lepidosauria, Squamata, Gekkonidae. Gene Ontology annotation, cellular component: nucleus. The record is from RefSeq and is a predicted model, not a curated record. The transcript has 2 exons.
AGCGGACGGGCGGGCGCCUCCUGAGCCAGCGGCUGCUUGAGUGGCGCAGAGCAGGCGGCGGCGGGGGGACGCGGGGCCGUGCCGGCAGCUCCUCUGGGCAGGGAUCCUUGGGCGCCGCGAUGUCUUCUCCGGCCAAGGCGAAGGAGGUCUUCUCCUCAGACGAAGAGGGGCCCGCCGCCGGGGCCGAGGAGCACCGCAAAGUCAAGGUCUCCAGCUUGCCGUUCAGCGUGGAGGCGCUCAUGUCCGACAAGAAGCCCCCCCGAGAGGCCAGCGCGGGCCUGGAGGGGGCCGGCUUGGGGACGUCCAGGCCCCUGCUCUUGCCCGGCCACGGCUCCAGGGAAGCGCCCAGCCCCGGGGGGCUCACGAAAACCUUCGAGACCUCGUCGGUGAAGUCCGAGAACUCCGAGGAUGGGUCGUCGUGGAUCCCGGAGGCCGGCAGAUACUCCCCGCCCCCAAGGCACCUGAGUCCCACAGCCUGUACACUGAGAAAGCACAAGACCAAUCGGAAGCCUCGAACACCUUUUACCACCUCUCAGCUGCUGGCUUUAGAACGUAAAUUCCGGCAGAAGCAGUACCUUUCAAUUGCUGAAAGAGCCGAGUUCUCCAGCUCUCUUAACCUCACAGAGACCCAAGUCAAAAUCUGGUUCCAAAACCGAAGGGCCAAGGCAAAGAGACUGCAAGAAGCCGAGCUGGAAAAGCUAAAAAUGGCUGCCAAGCCCAUGUUGCCUUCUGGCUUCAGCCUCCCUUUCCCCAUCAACUCCCCCAUCCAGGCCGCCUCGCUCUAUGGAACGUCAUAUCCCUUUCAUAGACCUGUGCUUCCCAUCCCACCUGUAGGACUCUAUGCUACUCCUGUCGGAUAUAGCAUGUACCACUUAUCGUAAGAAGAUGGGAAAGUAUCACGGCAAUGCUAUAUAGACUUCCUGGUGGAUCUUGCCCCGUCCAAGAGUGCAGUACAAAAAACCAGUACUGGUUGUUUUCCUGCAUGCUUGUAUGUGCCUUAUCAAGUAUAUAGGAGUUUGAAAGUAAAGCAGAGCCUGUGUUCUGCAGGUUGGGGAACCAGCCAGGUGUGAUCUCAACUCUCAAAAACUGAUCCUGAAAGAAAGGUGUUUUGUUUUUUUCCUGAAUGCUUAAACUAAUAUAGUUUGUUUAUAUACUGCAGGGGGUUGGGAGGGAGAAGGGCUCAAACUUAAAUCAUGUGUUUUCAGGGCAUACCGUAUUUGUUUCCUUAUGACGUUCCCUGUGGAAUACUGAGAUGUGGGCCUUUU